This is a messenger RNA of Prinia subflava (tawny-flanked prinia), 3248 nucleotides long. It is a transcript of the gene SPARCL1, whose product is annotated as SPARC like 1. The coding region runs from base 1 to 2043 and encodes 680 amino acids. Gene Ontology annotation, biological process: anatomical structure development. The record is from RefSeq and is a predicted model, not a curated record. NCBI's taxonomy places the organism in Eukaryota, Metazoa, Chordata, Aves, Passeriformes, Cisticolidae. Gene Ontology annotation, molecular function: calcium ion binding; collagen binding; protein binding. The transcript has 10 exons.
AUGAAGGCUGUAGCUCUCUUCAUUUGUCUUGUAGGACCAGUUUUUGCUAUUCCAACCCAUCCUGUAAACCACAAGCUCAGAACUCACAGACAGAGAACUCCAGAAAAGAGUGAAUAUAUUCAUCUUGAAGCCUCAAAGGAAGAGAACACAGGGUAUGUAGACAAGGAGGAUUUGCUGCCCACUCACAGAAACUCAAAACCAGAGGUGUCAGUGCCAGGCACUGGAGACAGGGAUGAGCCCCAGACCAUGAGGAAACCAGGAGGAUCUGGGAGCGAGCACCAAGUGAAAAGCAGCCUGAAAAGCAUCGAUUUCCUUGCUCUGCACAAUAAAUUGGGCUUGGCUGCUGAUAGCCAGGACAGUGACUCUGGCAGCAGUGGCAGAGAACAGUCCAGCUCUGAGCACGACCAGCCCAGGAAGCACGAGAAGCACGGGAACACUGCAAACACAGGACACCCAGAGGGUGCUUUCAGCCCUCAUCACCAGCAAAACAUGUGGAAAUAUAACAAAAACGCUGUUGGCCUGUCUGAAAAAACCAGGGAAAGCGAUGAAGAGGAAAGCAUGGAAGAAGAGGAUGAGGAAUGGGGUGAAGAAACCAGCUACAGGGACACAAGGGACAAAGGCCAGCAGACACGGCGAGGGGAGAGACACAAAGGACAGCAAGAUGAGAACAGCAUGCAGGCAGAGGAACUCCUGAGAGAUUCCAGCCAACCCACCUGGAACACCAAGAGACACAGCCAGAAAUUUGACCCAGAGGAAGAAGAGAGGGAGAACGGGAAGAGGAAGUCCCAUGAAGAAAUCCCCUUCUCUCAAAAAACCCAUAAUGAAUAUCAGGAUGGCAAACAGCAAAGUCAAGAGAGAAUAGACAAUAUUCAAGUGGAUUAUCAGGGUGAUCAUGACACAGUGGUGAAAAUACAGGAUAGGGAAGACAGUGAUGAUGAUGAUGAUGAUGGUCACGACCGUGGUGACAUUGAUGGUGAGGAAUAUGUCAGCAAUGCCUGGAAAGAAGCAGCUUAUGAGGAGGAGGAGAGAAUCCAGAGUAACGACCAGGAGAGCACCAGCACUGAGCCUGAAGGGGAAGGAGCCACUGAAGAUGACACUGCAGCUCACAGGGAGACUGAGGAUUACCAAAUUGUCAAGAUUAAAGACCUUGCUCGCUUUGAGCAAGAUUAUUAUGAUCAUGAGCCACCUGAUUCUGACAACAAACAACUGAAAAUGAGUAGCUCUGUUCAGAACAUGAAUUCAAUGGACAGUGAAGAUAAGGUUAAGACUACAGGCAGCUCCCAUGGUGAGAUGGAAAGUGGCAGCAGCAGGAAUGAGGAGGUUCUCCUUGGAUUGCCAGACACGUGUCAGAACUUCCACUGCAAAAGAGGCAAAGUCUGCCGUGCAGACAAACAAGGGAAACCUCACUGCAUCUGCCAGGACCCUGCUGCCUGCCCUCCCACCAAAGACUAUGAGCAUGUCUGUGGCACGGAUAACAGGACUUAUGAUGGCACAUGUCAGCUUUUUGGUACCAAAUGUCAACUGGAAGGGACAAAAAUGGGACGCCAGCUGCACCUAGACUACAUGGGCUCCUGCAAAUACAUCCCCCCCUGUACUGAUUAUGAAGUGCAUCAGUUUCCCCUCCGGAUGCGAGACUGGCUUAAGAACAUCCUCAUUCAAUAUUACGAACGUGACCUGAACACUUCUGGGAUUCUAACUGAAAAGCAAAGGAACAAGGUCAAAAAGAUCUACCAGAACGACAAGCGCCUUGUGGCUGGUGACCACCCGCUUGAGCUGCUCCUGCACGACUUUGACAAAAAUUACCACAUGUAUGUGUAUCCUGUGCACUGGCAGUUCCACCAGCUUGAUCAGCACCCUGUUGACAGGUUGUUAACACACUCAGAGCUGGCGCCCCUGAGAGCCUCCCUGGUGCCCAUGGAACACUGCAUCACCCGUUUCUUCCAGGAGUGCGACGCAGACCACGACAAACUCGUCGCUUUGAAGGAAUGGUGCCACUGCUUUGGGAUCAAGGAAGAGGACAUAAAUGAAAAUCUCCUUUUCUGAGCCCAGCUGAACAGACUCCCAAUACUGCACUAAAACUGGUGAAUCCUGCUUACUUCUAUAAAUAACAGCCUAAUAGCUUCCAAGAAAAAGGUGGAAUAAGGUUCACUGAAUUCUCAUCAAACAACCCAAGUGCAGAAAAUUUCUACAUUUAUUAACAGCAGAAAAAAAUAGCUACUUCAAAUGGUUCAUAGCUAAACAACCAGUGUCUCCCCCCACAUGUAUCCAUGAUCUUUCUGAAGCAAUAAAUACUACUAACCUAAGAACUAAGCUGUUCACAAAACUCUUCAGUAGAAUUAUAGAAUGUAGAUUUUACCACCCACUGAAAUGGAACCUGUUUCCUUUAUUUACUGUAUUUUCAGCCUAACACUCUGCAUAGAAAAUAAAAUAGAAGUCUACUUGGAUAUAUUGGUUUUGUCACAACUUUGUCAAAGAAAAUUCUGUUUCUUUCACCUUUGCCCAUUUUUUUCUCACCUCAAGAGAGGCACAAUUUAAGCAUAAAAAAAACAGGACAGGAUGAGAUUAUUCCUGAAUCCCCAUAAAUUUGUGACUUUAAGCCAAACAUUUCAGGGAAAACACUCCAGGCAUGUUCUGCUUUAAGGAAAAAGCCCCAGAUGCUAUUCCUACAAAGAAUGAUCAGCAAACACCUUUCACCUGAACCAUGUCACCUCUCCAAAGAAAAAAACGGAGUCAAAUGCUACUUUGGUAGCUUAAAUACUGGAAAUCCCAUCACUCCCUGCAAAUUUACCCUUGAACCAGCAAAGGCUGAUAAUUGUGGAAAAGGAGAAAGCCCUAAAGCCAUUCAUCAGUUAAGCAGGAUGUGGAUAAAGUCUCAGCAGUGCCACCACACUGUCACACAAGGUCAUUCCAGACCGUGGACAUUUAUCACCACCUUACUUCAACACAUGGAUCAAAAUUCCAGAAGUCCUCAGGUUUCAACAUCACCUUUCAGAUGUCACUAAUUACUGAGAAUAGACAAUUAACACCCAUUGAUUAAACACACAGGAUGAAAUGUCAGCCUCUGUUAGCAGCAUAAAUGAAUUGAAGGCCCCCAUCAGCUCACAUCACCUGAAGGGUAAGAACCAGCACAAUUUACAGGAUUAUACUUUAAAGCUGCUCUUUCCAGUUAUUCUGUUUAUGCUGCAGUCUCCACAACAGCCCUAAGCUGUCAGAAGAAAAAGAACCUCAAAAUUCAGCUCCUCAAAUCA